AUGAAUGAAGCACAGCAUGUGGACAAAAGCUUCUGUAACACCGAGACACAAUCCGAUGAUCCGGCCGAUGUGGAUGAGGAGCUUUUCUGUCCCACUUUGUCCUCUGCUGCUUUGGCCCCUCUGGCCCUUGGAGCGUUCCUGGGGCCCAGCAGCGAUGUCCUCAAACAGGGCUAUCUGGGAAAGCAGGAGCAGAAGCACAGGAGGUAUUUUGUCCUGAGAGCAGGAAGUCACUCUGGACCCAGUCGACUUGAGUGGUACAAGACGCAGGACAAGUUCAGGGCAGAUGUUAAGUCUGCGGGCGACAAGGGGCUCUUUGGUUCUCACAGGCAAGGGGUGAUCUUCCUGAGGUGCUGUCUCGGCGUGAGUCUCAUCAGAAGCAGAAAUGACUUCAAAGUCGCCCUGUACGCCAAAGACCAAACCCUAGUGUUUGUGGGAAAGGACGAACAAGAACAACAGGAGUGGUACGCAGCUGUUCAGGAGCUGAUGGAGGAGGAGAUAAGAGACGGAGAAGGAGACCGCUUUGACGAUGAAGACGCCGGCUACUGCACUUUACCCCCGGUGUCUUUGUUCAAGCAGGUGUGGCCGGUCACUGUGACACCCAGAGGUCUCGGUCGCUCCAAAGCACUUUCAGGUGAGAUCCUUCUGUGUCUUACAGCAUCUGCUCUGGUCUUGGUCCGAGUGGGCCACGACCACGAGCUGCCCUCAGUCACACUGCCCCUGCUGGCCGUGCGGCGCUUUGGUCAUUUGGAAGGCUUAUUUUUUCUGGAGCUGGGCAGGGGUGCGCCUCAUGGACCUGGGGAGAUCUGGAUGCAGGCAAAAGAUGAAGGAAACCGCUCGUUGGCACAGUACAUUCACGAGGUCGUCAGAGAAGCAGUGCGGGCUCUCCGGAUCAUUUCAGACUUUAACUGGUUCUCUAGUCCCAAUAAGAGCAGUAGCUCACUCUCCCACAGUCUGUUUGACCCAAAGCGCAGCCGACCCAAACCGCGGGAGAAGCAGCAUCGAAGACAAAACAGUUGCCCUUCGCCGCGGGUCCUGCGUGAGAACCUUUAUGACUCCACCACCGAGGACAGUCUAGGAACAGACAGUGUGAGCCUGAGUCCUGUGAGAACACAACCCAGCUAUGACCCAGAGGCCGAAAGCUACGUGGAAAUGAAAAGUGAGAAUUCUCCGCUCGGUGAGAGGCCUCAGUACAUGCUGAUGUCCCCACAGCUCAGUCCCAGCCUCCACCAGGACGAGUACAUGUCUAUGAUCAGCCCACGGAAAAACACGUCCCUCUCUUUUCUGCAGACGUCAUGCAGCUCUGACUCAGAUGUCCAUGUCUUGACCCAGACUUCGCCCCCCUGGACUCUGUUCUCGGGCCAACAUUCGACCCCCAGCGCAGCGACGCCGUGGGCCACGUCUUCUCCGGUGACCAUGAGGCCCUUCGCUGCGUUUAGAAGAAGCUCUUUGGAAAUGUCUGCAGCAGAACCGUCUGUCAGGAAACGCAUCCUGUCCUGUCUCCCGUCGUGUCUACAGCCAGAAUGA
Messenger RNA from Knipowitschia caucasica, 1524 nucleotides. Lineage: Eukaryota; Metazoa; Chordata; Actinopteri; Gobiiformes; Gobiidae. The record is from the annotation of a GenBank genome assembly.